This is a messenger RNA of Mauremys mutica (yellowpond turtle), 4312 nucleotides long. RefSeq names its product engulfment and cell motility 3 (gene ELMO3). NCBI's taxonomy places the organism in Eukaryota, Metazoa, Chordata, Testudines, Geoemydidae. Gene Ontology annotation, biological process: actin filament organization; cell motility. The record is from RefSeq and is a predicted model, not a curated record. The coding region runs from base 751 to 3006 and encodes 751 amino acids. The transcript is spliced from 21 exons.
AGAGCUCUCUGCAGAGCGUGUCUGGCCCCACCAGACGCUCGAAGGAGAACAACCCAACCUACCGCAGCCGGCGUGGUGCGAGGCCGACAAUGGGCACGUUUAGGCCAUGCUGUCAGGAUAAUACAGCCACCACCGGGGAGGAGACAACGCGGGCGCCGUUACGCAGAACGCUGCAGAAAAAGAAGCCACAUCCAUCACCCAUCCGCUCGGAAGCCUGGACACGCCAGCAAGAGCCCGAAACACAUGGCGAAUGUUGGCGGGCGCUCUGACCGUGUGGGAGGAUUAAAAAAAAAAACCCCUAACUCUAACCCCCUCCUCAGGCUGGCUGCUCGGCAUCCGCCGGCUUGUGCUCAGUCGAUUUAAACACCGCUGGGUGUGUCUGCACAGGGACAAGGAACCCGCCGCUGGCCCCGGCUCAGCUGUGUAGAUGCUUCAGCUGGCGCUCUGGGACCCUGCGAGCGUGGAGGGCAAAGCUGCCGCUAGGAAUAAGCAGACUAAGCAAUUGCUUAGGGCCCCGAGCAGCUCCAGGGAGCCCCCAUUUGCUUUUGGGGGGGGGGGGGGAUAUUCCUGCUUAGGGCCUGCAAUGGGCCGGCCUGAGCUGGAACCACUGCACAGCAAAUGUUAGCUCCACCUCCUGAGCCUUGCGAGCCUGGCCCAGGUGCGGCCGAGCCGUGGGACUUUUAGCUGUGUAGACCUACGCUAACGGGCUCUUUGCUGGAGAGGAUUCUGCUAGCUGGGCAAACCCCACGUAUGGAACCCAUCGCUCGCCGGUUCGCAGGGAAACGACCAGCGGUGAGUUGCUGUGGGGCGGGGAAGGUUCCGCGCAGGAGCCGGAGAACCGGGACCAUGGCGCCCCCCAAAGACGUGGUGAAAAUCGCCAUUCAGAUGAUGGGAGCCAUCCCGCAGCUCAUCGAACUCAACCAGACCAAGCCCCUGGCUGCGGUUGUGAAGGAGGUUUGUGACGUGUGGAACCUGGGCAACGCCGAGCACUACGCCCUGCAGUACGUGGACGGGCAGCAGACGUACAUCACCGAGUCGAACCGUGCGGAGAUUAAGAAUGGGAGCAUUCUGCGGCUGACCACUUCUCCGGAUCAGGAGGCAGAGCGGCUGCACAGCGGGAUCCGGAGUCACAACCUGGACGUGAAGGCAGACUCCCUGAAGAAGCUGGCGAACCUCUCCCGAGACAUCACCUUUGCCCAGGAGUUCAUCAAUAGGAACGGCCUGAAACAGCUCUUCCUCAUUGUGGAAGAGGGGAACGAUGUAGGGGAGAUUCUAGCUCACACCCUGAAGGCCUUCAUGGAGCUGAUGGAGCACGAUUUUGUCUCCUGGGAGACGCUGAGUCCGGCCUUCAUCAAAAAAAUAGUGAGGUACGUCAACACGGGUGGGAUGGACGCCUCCGUCCAGCAGCUCUCUCUGUCCAUCCUGGAGAACAUGGUCCCGAGCAGCCGCCCCCUCUUUGAGCUGGUCAAACGUGAAGUGACCCUGGAUCGCCUCCUCGCCCACCUGCAGGUGACCAACCAGCAGCUGCAGCUCAAAGCCAUGGCGCUGCUCAUCGCCCUGCUGCUGAAUGCCAGCGACGCGGAGAGGAGGGACAUGAUGGGCUAUCUGGGCGAGAGGAGCAUCCGGCAGUUCAUUCACAAGAGCAUUAUCCACGCCUCGGAGCCGAUGGGGGAUGAGAUGGCCCAUUAUCUCUACGUGCUGCAGUCCAUCACCCUCAACCUGCUGGAGCGGAGGAUGCGGACCCCCAUGGACCCCUUCUCGCAGGAGCAACGGGAGCUUCUCCAGUUCCUGCGUCACAGUGCCUUCGAGUCGGAGAGCGAGCCUUCUGCCGGCACCGUCAGCGCGGAGCGCCGGCGCUCUGUGUGCGUCACCGACUUCCGCAAGCUGGGCUUCCAGAACUACAGUAACCCUGCCCAGGACCUGCACCGCGCGCCCCCGGGACUGCUGGCCCUGGACAACAUGGUCUACUUCUCCAGACACUGCCCCAGCGCCUAUAGCAGAUUUGUCCUUGAGAACAGCAGCCGUGACGAUAAACACGAGUGCCCGUUUGCCCGGAGCAGCAUCCAGCUCACCCUGGCCCUCUGCGAGAUCCUGCAUGUCGGGGAACCAUGCUCGGAGACGGCCCAGGCCUUCUACCUCAUGUUCUUCGGUCAGGACCACUUCUUCCAGGAGCUCUUCUGUAUCUGCAUCCAGCUGCAGAACAAGACCUGGAAGGAGAUGCGUGCCACCCAGGAGGACUUCGACAAGGUGCUGCAGGUGGUCCGGGAGCAGAUCACCCGGACCCUGUCCCUCAAACCCACCUCCCUGGAGCUGUUCAAGACCAGAGUGAACGCGCUUAACUACAGCGAGAUCCUGAGACUGCGGCAGACGGAGCGGAUGCACCAGGAGGAGACGCUGGCCGUGCCCGUGCUGGAACUGCGAGAAAGGCUCAAGCCCGAGCUCCUGGAGCUGAUCCGCCAGCAGCGGCUCCUGCGGCUCUGCGAGGGGACCCUCUUCCGCAAGAUCAGCAGCCGCCGCAGACAGGAUAAGCUGUGGUACUGCCGCCUGUCCCCCAACCACAAGGUGCUGCACUACGGAGACGUGGAGCAGGGGGUGCAGAGCCCCCCCAUCGAGAGCCUGCCGGAGAAGAUUCCCGUGGCCGACAUCAAGGAGCUGCUGGUUGGCAGGGAGUGCCCGCACAUGAAGGAGAAGGGCUCCGGGAAACACAACAAGGACGUCCUGGACCUGGCCUUCUCCAUUAGCUACGACGUGGAGGAGUACUACCUGAACUUCAUCGCCCCCACUCGCUACGAGUUCUGCCUGUGGACGGACGGCCUGAACGUGCUGCUGGGCCGGGAGAUGACGAGCGAGCGAACCCAGAGCGAGCUCGACAUCCUGCUCUCCAUGGAGCUCAAGCUGCGCCUCCUGGACCUGGAGAACAUUCCCAUCCCCGACGCCCCUCCCCCUGUCCCCAGCCCCCCCAGCAAUUUAAACUUCUGCUACGACUUCAGCCCCCACGAACAGUGAGGGCCUUCGCCCCGGCCACGGUGCUCUGGCUCUCUGAGCCAGCCCCAGCUCCCGGCCCUGCGAGCGGCAAGGCUGGGCCAGGGGGAGGAAGGGAAAACCUGGCUCCCCCCCGUGGCCCCUCUUGCUGGGAGUAGAGCGAGUGGGGGAAGGGCUGGUGGGUGAGGAGACUGGCUCCGACCUGGGCCAUGAUCCCUUCCCCCCUUGUCCUGGGAGCGGCUGAGCCUGCCCCUUCCCCGUGCUGCCCUGACCGAGCGGGGCUCACCCCAGUGCCUCACUGCCCCUCACUGCACUGGUGCUGCUGCUGUUACUGCACCAUGGGGAUGGUCUGGGGCUCCCCGCUCCCCACAGCAGCCUGCUCCUGGGGGGGUGACAGAGCCUUUGGCUGGUGCCCCCCUCCCGCAGGAGUCCUCAGCUGCUGCGCUGGUACGAUACGGGACACCUGGGCACGCCACGUGCACCAAGGUGGCGCCUGAGCCGGUACGAUCCUGUGCUGCCCCGCGCUCCCCCUGCUGCUCUCUGGGCACGGGACACACAGUGAUAAGUGACAGCCUGGGCAGGGGGGCUGGUGCCUCUCCCUGGCCCGGUACCUGCUGAGGCCCGCGCUGCUGCUGGCUCAUCGGCCAGAGGCCUGGCUGACAUUCAGCACCGCCCGAGGAUGUCACGCUGCAGGGCAGGGCCAGCUGAGCGUUGCCGUGGUGCCAGCAGCCCCCGUUAUUCUUUAUGGACAAGAGGGCGUUUGGGGGCUGCGGUGUUAAAGCUGCUGGGGCCAAAUGGCGGAGCGACUCACAGCACAAGAAAGGGCGUCGCUGCCGGUCCCCCCUGCGAGCCUGCCUGGCUGGGGGGAGCGGAUGCUGGGCAGGGGAGGGCACCUCGGGGCUGAAGGCUGCACACUGGGAGUCCUGGCCAGGCUGCCAGCCCCCCACCCGACCUGUGGCUCAAGCUGCAUGAGGGGAGCCGAGCCGUCCCUGGUCCCAGCCCAGCACGGUCUGUCUCGCCCCUCCUACCGUCUCCCCCGCCCCAGGACCCACUGCACCCCUCAGCCAGAAUGCUGCACUUACUAACCGGCCCGCCUGCGUCCCUGGCCCCUCGCCCUGCUCUGUCCCGCUCCGGCCUGGUGCCUCUACUGAGAGGGACCCAUGGCACCAGGCCCUCCCGCCCCCAUACGUGGGACUGUAAUAAUACUAAGGGACUAACCUGCCUGAUUGUCUCAGCACUGGACCUGCACUGUCCCCUGCCCUGGGGCUGGAGAGGGUGAGAACAGAUCCCUUCCACCCCCCAGCAUUGGGGCAAUAAACACUUGUACGGA